Fusarium subglutinans is the source of this 1416-nucleotide messenger RNA. RefSeq lists its product as uncharacterized. Gene Ontology annotation, molecular function: protein binding. The record is from RefSeq and is a predicted model, not a curated record. Lineage: Eukaryota; Fungi; Ascomycota; Sordariomycetes; Hypocreales; Nectriaceae. The transcript has a single exon. Bases 1 to 1416 code for a protein of 471 amino acids.
AUGUCUUCAUACCCAGCACUAGAUACUCUGCCCAAUGAGGUUCAACUCCAAAUCUUUUCUCAAAUCGCAGCCCACGACCUAAGCACAAUUGCUCGAACCUCGAAACGCCUCAACCAAAUUGCAACACCGCUUCUCUGGAAUGAUAUUGAACUCCAUGAAGAAGGUUACCAUGAGUCCAGACACGAGCUCAAAACCCCUCCUCCAGCGAGAGAUCCAGUGCGUCGACCUUAUCAUUCCAAGCAGCAAUGGGGAAACGGGCAAGGCGCGCGUAUGAAGGCUUCUCAGUUCUUCGAGAUACUUCAGAGAAUGCAUAAAGAGAACACGAAUCGUUUGCAAGAGAUCACACAACGUGUAAGGCAUUUUUGUACUGUGAUUGAUCCUUCCUGGAGACCAGUGGAUAAAGAUGAUGAUUCCGUUGAUACCGAGGCCAUUCAAGUCUGGCAUCUUUUGCCGUAUUUUUCAAACCUGGAAACCUUGGAAUUAUACGGAGAGUAUUACUGCUCUCAAGAGGUUGAGGAACAAGUUUCUAAAAUUAUUGGGUCUCCUCCGAAACUCCGAUUCCUCAAGCUCUCGGGCUACAUGCCACGAGAAGUGCCAGCAUGGCUACUUAGAGUGGGAGAUACCUUAGAGCGUCUUGAACUCGAUAUGUUGGACCGCCCCAUCUCAACAUAUCUAUCCAAUGAUCCUCAUUUUACUCCUCUUCCAUGUGAGAAGAUAAAUACAGACGAUGGAAAUGCUUCCGAAUCAGACUACGGAAGUGUGACUGACGACAUGAUCAUCCCUCGACCCCUGGGGAGCAUUUUUACAGAUUGUGGCGACUACAAGCUGAAGUUGCCGAAACUAAAGCAUUUAUUUCUUGGUCAGCCAGCAGAAUCAUGUUACACAAAUGAUUUUGCAACAUAUAGCUGGUCAAAGCGCGCCGAGUCAGCCUGCUACGACGACUGGCUUAAAAUUCUAGAGGCUUCGAAGAAAACACUUGAGACGUUGGUUCUCGAGCAGAGACCAUCGGCUGAUUUAAUUGAAGGUGAUGGUUACAGCGAAGACAUGUGGAUGGAGGAAAGGGCAUGGUCUCAUGCAAGUAAAAUACUUCUUGAGAUGGUGGAAAAAGUUAUGUCUUCUGAGGCGAAUCAGCUAUCAUUGAAGCAAGUAUAUCUGUAUGGUGUAGUUGCUGGGUUAGAAAAAGAUGGUAUGUCGUUUUUGGAUUUUCCUGCGGGCAAGUUUAUGCAAUUUUUGAAGGAUCGUGGGGUCGAGUGCGAAGCGAGACGGGGAACGUGGUGCUUCUUUGAUAGACAGUCAGGAUCUGUGGACUGGUGCUCUUGGGAUGCAGCGUACGAGGAUGAAGAGGAGGAGGAGGAGGACAAGGAUGAAGAUGCUGAACCAAAAACGAAGUGGGAUACGGUACUGGCCAAGGUUUGA